Molecule: messenger RNA, 1149 nt
Organism: Zasmidium cellare ATCC 36951
Lineage: Eukaryota; Fungi; Ascomycota; Dothideomycetes; Mycosphaerellales; Mycosphaerellaceae
Exons: 3
Coding region: 1-1149 (382 amino acids)
Biological process (GO): D-sorbitol catabolic process
Molecular function (GO): L-iditol 2-dehydrogenase (NAD+) activity; zinc ion binding
Source: RefSeq, a predicted model, not a curated record
AUGGCUACUGAAAUCCACGCCUCGGUCCUACAUGCGGCCAAAGACCUUCGCGUAGAAACCCGCACCGUAUCCCCACCCGCCGCCGACGAAGUCCAAAUCCACAUCGCCUCCACCGGCCUCUGCGGCAGCGACCUGCACUACUACUCGCAUUUCCGCAACGGCGACAUCCUCGUCCGCGAACCCCUCAGUCUCGGCCACGAAUCCGCGGGCAUCGUCACCGCCGUAGGAUCCUCCGUUUCAAACUUCCAGCCAGGUGACAAAGUCGCCCUCGAAGUUGGUCUUCCCUGUGAACAAUGCCAGCGGUGCAAGCAGGGACGGUACAACAUCUGCAAAGAUGUGAGAUUCCGGAGUAGUGGGAAGUGUUUCCCGCAUUUCCAGGGCACGUUGCAGGAGAGGGUGAAUCAUCCGGCGAAGUGGGUGUACAAGUUGCCCGAGGAGUUGAGUAUGGAUGUUGGGGCACUGUUGGAGCCUUUGGGCGUUGCUUUGCAUGCUUUCAGACGGAGCCUUAUGCCUGAAAAUGCGACUGUGGUCGUGUUUGGCGCGGGAGCUGUGGGGUUGCUAUGUGCUGCUGCGGCGAAGUUGAGGGGCGCUGGGAAGGUGGUUAUUGCGGAUAUCGAUGCUGGGAGAUUGGACUUUGCGGUGCAGAAUGGUUUUGCGCAUGCCAGUUAUACUGUGCCGAUGAGGCGGGGGAAGGAUAUUGACGAGAGUUUGCAAAUCGCCAAGGAGACGGCGGAGGAGAUUGGGAAGGUUGAUGGGGUAGGUGAGGUGGAUGUGGUGUUCGAGUGUACCGGAGUGCCAUCCUGUGUACAGGCUGGCAUCUACGCAACAAGACCAGGCGGCCGCAUCAUGCUCGUAGGCAUGGGCCAUCCCAUCCAGACUCUCCCCCUUGGAGCCGCAGCCUUGCGAGAAGUCGACAUCGUCGGCGUCUUCAGAUACGCCAACACCUACCAAGAAAGCAUCGACAUCGUCCUCCAAGCCCAGAAAUCCUCCGAAGGACCUGACUUCUCGAAGCUCAUAACGCAUCGUUUCGCUGGCUUCGAAGACGCCGUCAAGGCCUUUGAGAUGGCGAGUAAAACGAAGGAUGCGGACGGCAAGCUUGUGCUGAAGGUGGUUAUCGAUAGUAGUGAAGACGCAAAGGCGAGGCUGUAG